This is a messenger RNA of Prinia subflava (tawny-flanked prinia), 2108 nucleotides long. RefSeq names its product NK1 homeobox 2 (gene NKX1-2). Gene Ontology annotation, biological process: regulation of transcription by RNA polymerase II; cell differentiation. NCBI's taxonomy places the organism in Eukaryota, Metazoa, Chordata, Aves, Passeriformes, Cisticolidae. Gene Ontology annotation, cellular component: nucleus. The transcript is spliced from 2 exons. Gene Ontology annotation, molecular function: DNA-binding transcription factor activity, RNA polymerase II-specific; RNA polymerase II cis-regulatory region sequence-specific DNA binding. The record is from RefSeq and is a predicted model, not a curated record. Bases 1 to 990 code for a protein of 329 amino acids.
AUGGCUGCGCUGCCCCCUCCUCUGCCCCCACCCCGCCUCCCCGGCCGACCCUCCUCCCGCCGCUCACUCCGCGCCGCCAGCACCGAGCGUGCGGCUCGGGAGCGGCCCGGCUCCGCGCCCGGCGCUGCGCUCCGCCGGCUCCGCGCUGGGAGCCAGCAGGUCUCCGGGAAGCGCGGAGGGUGGGGUGGGAUGCCGGAAUGCCCGGACCGCGGGGCCAAGGCGGCCCCCAUCCAUCAUAAAAUCUCCUUCUCCAUCUUAGACAUCCUGGAUCCCCAGAAAUUCAGCAGAAGACGCGAACCGGCCUCGGGGAGCUGGGGCAGCGCCCCCCGCUCGGGCGAGCGGGAGAAAAGUUUGGGAAGAGUUGAAGUAGGAAAGGACGCUGCUGCUCCCGGCAGCGGGAGGAAUAAACUAGAAGCACAUGAUGCGCACGCCCCGGCGGAGAGCGGCGCCGAGGACGCGGGGCAGGAGCGCGACGAGGAGGACCCGAGCGGGGCCGGGGCCGGGACCGGGAGCCCGCCCGGGCCGGAGGAGCCGGGCUCGCCGCGGAGCGCCCGGCGGCGGCGGGCAGAGCCGGGCUGCGGGAAGCCUCGGCGGGCGCGCACCGCCUUCACCUACGAGCAGCUGGUGGCCCUGGAGAACAAGUUCCGAGCCACGCGGUACCUGUCGGUCUGCGAGCGCCUCAGCCUGGCGCUGUCCCUCAGCCUCACCGAGACGCAGGUGAAGAUCUGGUUCCAGAACCGCCGCACCAAGUGGAAGAAGCAGCACCCGGGCGCCGACGGGGCGGCCCCCGCGGCAUCCCCCGCGGCGGCUGCGGGCGGCGGCAGCCCCAGCCCGCCGGGCCCCGCCGCUCUGCCCUUCCAGACUUUCCCUUCCUACGCCGCCGCCAACGUGCUGGUGCCGCCGGCCGCCCCCUUCCCGCUGGGCGCCGGCCCCUUCGCACCCUUCCUGGGCCCCGCGUACCUCGGCCCCUUCUACGCCCCGCACCUGUGAGGCGGCUGGGCCGGGGCAGCCCCGGGAGCCAGAAGCGCACCUCAGCCCUUCUGACCCAGCGGGGAGCACCGUCAUCACUUCUGCUGGCUGCGUGGCCAUUUGAAGUGUAAGAAAGUUGAUUUCUCCUAGGCGUCACGGCAGCAUGCUUAACUUCGGCACACAGAGGAAAAACCCCACUGUAACCACUGGAUUUUAUUAGCACCUUUGAGAUGUAAUUAUAGGUGUUGGAGAUGGGAAAAGUAACCUUCUUUACACAUGCCUGACACUAAUUCCCUGCAGAUUCUUUUCCAAGUUCAUUGUUAAGAUGCUCCUCGCUGCUGUUCGGCUUGCCAGCACACGUCUGAAGCCUCGAGGGCUCGGGAGCUGCGGCACUCGUUAGCACUGCUGUGAUCCUGGUGCUGAUGGGGGUGCAGCGGCCGGGCCGAAUCCCAGGGAUGCUCUCCGGUGAAGGCGUCCCCAGGCUCUGGCUGUGCUCGUGGGACUCUGCUGAGCCCUGUUAGAGCCACGUUUCGUUAUCGUGUCUGAAAGCUGCCAGUCACAUCCUUGACACCCUACACGGAGGAGAGCCUUGUUUGGGAAGGUGCAGGAAAAUGCAGCUCCGUGUCAUCGGGAGAAGAGAAGGGAAUCGACCUGGUCAGUGGGAAAGUGUUCAACUCCUGCUCAUGUCCACGGCCUCUCUGCCUUUCUCUGCAGUUCAUUCUCAGCGACUUCACAGGUUUUGGAUAAGAAAUCUGAAGAUAAUUCUUUUCGCAGAGAACAGUUGUUCUUGUAAUAACACAGCAUUAGUGUCAAAUGAUGCAGAAAAGAAAACAUAAAUCAGAGAAAACUAUUACAUUAUUCAUUUCUUUAAAAAUGGGGCAUUUGUGGUAGAAAGUAAGUAAAACACAGAAUUUCCAGCAUGCUGAGACCUAUUUUGCAUAACAGAGAAAUACAUGCUUUUUCUGGUUUUGCUUUUUGGAGCAUUUGUUAGAAGGAAAAUCACAUUUCGUCUUCGUCGUUACAAGGACUGGAAUGAAAAGGAAUUUUAGCUGGGGGCUCAUCUGUCCCUGAACGGAUGGGAAGUAAUUGGUUUAAAAAAAUCUGUCUCAUGCAGUUUUACAGAUUAUUACAACACAGUA